Molecule: messenger RNA, 924 nt
Organism: Eufriesea mexicana
Lineage: Eukaryota; Metazoa; Arthropoda; Insecta; Hymenoptera; Apidae
Product: pro-resilin
Exons: 4
Coding region: 1-924 (307 amino acids)
Cellular component (GO): extracellular matrix
Source: RefSeq, a predicted model, not a curated record
AUGCGCUGCUCCUCUCCACCUCCCACACCCAUAGCCGGUCAUUCUAAUACAUGCUGGUUAAUACGUGGAUAUGCAGCGCUAAGGAUAAACUGUAACAAAGGGUCCGGACGGUAUAUAAACUCGUCCGUGGAUCAUCUUCUCAGUUCGCUUCGCGUCUUCGCUCAUAACAGCAAUAUGAAUUACCAUCAGUUAACGAAAGUGCUAUUGCUGCUAUCGUGUCUUGCUAGUGAUGCACUCGCUGGAUUGCUUCCGGGUGGUGGCGCCGGUGGUUACCAGUACAACAGACCAGGUGGCGCUGGAUUCGGUGGUCCAGGGGGAUUCUCCGGGGACUUAGGAGGAGGAGAAGGAGGAGGAGGAGGAGGAGGAGGAGGUGGAGGAGGAGGACGAGGAGGAGGCUUUAGAGGGAGACCUUCUUCGUUAUACGGAGCACCAGGUGGCGGUGGUGACGCUGGUGGAUUUGGUGGCCGUCCAUCUACCUCUUAUGGAGCUCCUGGACAAUUCGGAGGCGGAGGUGGAGGCUAUCAGGACGGAGGAUUCCAAGGUGGUUACGGUCGUGACAAUGGAAGACCCCAACCAUACAGCUUCCAGUACGAGGUAUACGAUCCCCCUAGUGGCAAUGACUACUCCCAACGUGAAAGUAGCGAUGGCAACGUGGUUCAAGGGGAAUACAGAGUACUGUUACCAGAUUCGAGAACACAAAUUGUGAAGUAUAUGGCUGAUGAUGCAAAUGGAUAUACUGCUGAUGUUCAAUACGAAGGGCAAGCUCAAUACUCUCGAGGAGGUGCUGGAGCUUAUGGAGCACCUAGUGCAGGAUACCAAGGUGGGUACCAAGGAAGUGCCGGUGGUUUUGGACCUGGCGGUCAAUUCGGCGGAGGUGCGGGUAGUAAUCAGUAUUUACCACCACGUAACAGCUAUCGGAAAUAA